Candoia aspera is the source of this 2312-nucleotide messenger RNA. It is a transcript of the gene SACK1E, whose product is annotated as family with sequence similarity 83 member E. Bases 589 to 2193 code for a protein of 534 amino acids. The transcript has 5 exons. NCBI's taxonomy places the organism in Eukaryota, Metazoa, Chordata, Lepidosauria, Squamata, Candoiidae. Gene Ontology annotation, biological process: signal transduction. Gene Ontology annotation, molecular function: protein kinase binding. The record is from RefSeq and is a predicted model, not a curated record.
UUUCAGGAACUUGUACCACAAUAGUCCUUUUCAGGUGCUUUGCUUCAUUCGUAAAACUUUGUGGGAUGGGACAGAGAGACGCAAACAAUGUCCUCUAUAAUCUAUAACCUACGUUUUCCCAUUUUGUUCCUUCUACUUUUUCUUCCCACUGAAGCUUGUUAAGAUGGAAACAACAGCAUAGUUUACUAAUGCCAUCUGACUGGUCGCCUUGCUGCUAGUAGCUGACCAGCCUCGUCUGUAAGUUCUUUUCUUCUUGGUUGGCCAUCUAACAUCCUUUGAGUCAAGGUGGAGGAUUAAAGGAUAGAGCAAUAAUAUAUGAUAAAGCAAGGAUCAUUGUUACUAAAGCAAAGCAAUACUAACAAGCACUUGGGGAAUGCAUUUCUCUCUUGCGAGUUUAGGAAAAUAUUGGGAGCAAGGGUUUAUGGCAAAGGAAAUGUUUGCGUUAAUGUUCUAAGGUUGUAAGGCUGGACAAGGAAGAGUUCCUCUGCAGCGUUGCAAAUGCUGGCAGAAAGAAAGGACAGUGACUCGCCCCAGCAGUAGGGGUAUCCUGCAAAAACUUUAGAAUUGCCUGUUCUGCUCUUAAAGGCCAUGGCUGGUUCCCAGAUCCGCUGCCUGGAGAGUGAAGAGCCGUAUGUUAAGGUGACUGAGUCAAACCCUGAAUUUUAUUACUGUGAACGUCAGCGGUUGGCCCUGGAAGCUCUACUUGCCAAAGGCCAGGAAGCCUUCAGUCAAUGCCUUUCCCAUGAAAAGCUGCGUCCCUUUCUGUCAGACGGUGAAUUGCAGGAAUUAAAAGCAGCAGCAACUGCAGAUGAUUUGCAGGCUCCCCCUUCAGGCGGAGCAGGAACUUACAGCUUUGGAACGAAGGGAUCAAGUCUCAGCUACUGGCCUCAGCGUUCAGAUGAUCCACCUCCAGAUCUGGACCUAGGGUGGCCAGACAAGGGGGUUUGGAAGGGGAUUACCCGAGCAGAGGUCUAUACUCACCCACCAGGAGAAGGAGCACCACAUAUCAAGGAACUGGUACGCAGAUGUAUCCAACAAGCCAGCAAGGUGAUUGCUAUAGUCAUGGAUGUUUUCACAGAUCCCGAUAUUCUCUUAGACCUGUAUGAUGCAGCAAUCAGGCGGCGGGUACCGGUCUACCUUGUGCUAAACCAGCAGAAUCUUCCCUCCUUCCUUUCCAUGGCCGAGAAAACUUGCCUUAAUGUCCGUCACACAGAGAACCUGAGAGUCAGAACCCUCUGUGGUUGUACCUUCCAAAGCAGAUCCCAAAAACAGAUCACAGGAACCUUGAAGGAGAAGUUUCUCUUGGUUGAUGGAGAAGUGGCAAUCACUGGCAGCUAUAGCUUCACAUGGACCGAUGCUCGCUUGAACCGCCACCUGGUCACUCGCCUUACAGGAGAAGUGACUGAAGCAUUUGACCAGGAAUUCCGCACUUUGUAUGCUGCUUCCUGCCCCCUGCCAGCCCUGGAGACGCCCCCUCGCCCCCAGCUUGCUCCCAUGGCACAGCUACCAAGCACCAAUGGGCCAGAUGUGACCCCAUAUAUCAGCGUCUUGGAUGGGGUGCAGCUGUCCAAUCGAAUUGCAGAGCGGCGCUCAGUGGCCCCUCAACCUGUGGCCAAGAGCCGGGCAGGCGAGUGGGAACUAGUAUUAGCUUCACCAGCUACUGCUGAAGAUCCCAUGCUGCCCCCCUCCCCUCCCAAAGUAUCUCUCCGAAACCAACUUGCAGCAUGGCGGGGUGUGGACCAUUCUGGAGGGGGCCAACGGAGACCCUCUGAUGGGCCCAGUGCUCUUAGUGAUAUCUUCAGGAAUGUCCAACGAAGCCGACUCUCCGUUGCCAAAACGACCGGUGCCCGCCCUAGUAAGUCAUUAUGGGACCUCAGCUGUUUGAGCCAGCUGUCUGGGUCCAGUGCAACUGGCUGGGGACGAAAUGGGAUAGACUCUGCUGAAGAAGCUAAAAAGUGGGGCUAUCAAGGUACACCAGCAAAGGAGCUGAUGAAACACCGAGGGUCUGGCCAUGUCCCAGAAGAACCAAGAAUGCCUUUUUACAUGGCCCAUGGGCGCAUGACUCCAUCUCCUGGGUACACACCUCUAGGAAGACUACAAGGACAGCUAUACAAUAAACCUCCCAAUAUAGGUCUACCCAGGACUUGGGGACAUCUGGCAAGACCCCAAUAUGGGCAUCAGCCACGGUUUUGAAGUAUCUUUGAAGUGGGGGGAAAAAGAGAGAUUGGAGGUUAACACAGAAGCAGCAGGAAGCUUUAGAGACAGAUACAAUUAUUCUGCAAGGAAGAAUGGAAGUUGAUUACACAACCUGG